AUGCAUCAACCCCCGAUUUGUCCUGAAUCAGCGGCUACACCGCGUCGCAGAGGACGGAAGAAAAGUGGGAAGGAUGCUCCUGUGAUAGUUGCCGAGGACUCGAAGGGCUCGACCGAAGUUUCACUACCGACGAGUAACACCACAGCACAGGCACAUAAGGAAGGAGGACCGCCUGUGGAGUCCCUGCCGUCUGCCGCAUCGGGGACCUCGGAGGGAUGGACGAAAAUCGGGAGUGCUGCCAAACGCAAUGUCCCUCAGCGUAACCAGUGCUUUCUAGCACUAAACCUACCUGAGGCCCCAGCGGGGUCUGGACAGGAGAGACUCAAUCACGAUCUCCUCCUGUUGAGAUCCAUUCUCGAGAAAGUAUUCAAGGAUGAAGAAAACGUAGCCAAUAAUAUCAAGGUGAAGGCAGCAUUUCGCCUG
Molecule: messenger RNA, 423 nt
Organism: Echinostoma caproni
Lineage: Eukaryota; Metazoa; Platyhelminthes; Trematoda; Plagiorchiida; Echinostomatidae
Source: the annotation of a GenBank genome assembly